This is a messenger RNA of Haliotis rufescens (red abalone), 2425 nucleotides long. Its product is annotated as E3 ubiquitin-protein ligase TRIM9-like. NCBI's taxonomy places the organism in Eukaryota, Metazoa, Mollusca, Gastropoda, Lepetellida, Haliotidae. The record is from RefSeq and is a predicted model, not a curated record. The transcript is spliced from 3 exons. Bases 377 to 2017 code for a protein of 546 amino acids. Gene Ontology annotation, biological process: positive regulation of DNA-templated transcription. Gene Ontology annotation, cellular component: nucleoplasm; chromatin. Gene Ontology annotation, molecular function: ubiquitin-protein transferase activity; zinc ion binding.
GUCAGGUUACAUGUGUCACGUGAUCACAUACCUCUUCCCCUUUAGAAACUCCGUGUUGCGUGAUCAUGAUCAGUGUGGGUGGGCUCAACCAGGAAGUGAGUCCCUGUAUACCCCGUGUGCUCAUCCAUGUUGCCGUAUCUGUAAAGAAAUGGCCACCGCUAAGAAGUUAACAGACAACCACCUGACCUGUGUUUUAUCCGCAGAGAUGUUCAAUGAUCCAUCCUACCACAUACAUUCUGUAAGGCCUCUGAGGAGCAAUUCAAACCAAGUCCGUCCCAUGUCCCCCCUGUGGACAACUGACGAAGGUUACCAUCCCUGACAGUCCAGUAGAGGAGUGGAUGAGCCAGCUGAAACCACGCCGAGUAAUACAGGGGUGAUGGACAUUUUAGAGGCAUCGCCAGAUCUUGAGGCUUGUAGCGUGUGCAAAGAAGAUGGGGAGACAACUCCAGGAACAAUGUACUGCACCAUUUGUGAUGAUGUCUUCUGUGAUGGAUGUCUCAAGAUGCACAAGAAGAUGCCCCUGUUACGUGAUCAUGAAGUGAUCGAUGUACGUACCCAUAGUAACAGGAAACCAAAGGCAUCAAGCUUUAUGUGCCGAAUUCACAAAGACGAAAAAGUAAAACUGUUUUGUAAAGAUUGCAGGAUGGCAAUUUGUACUGUAUGCUGCAGUAUCAAACAUAGGAAGUGUGAUGAUGUUGAAACCAUAGAUGUCAUGACGCCUCUUGUAAAGGAAACUCUGAUCAAUGAAACUAGGACGCAAAAGAAUAAAAUUAAAUCUUACAAUGAUGUAAUUUCAUCAACAAACUCUGAAAUUGAAAAGCUAUCGAAGAACGCACAAGUGAUGAAAGACCAAGUUCAGAAAGUAUGCAUGGCUGCUACAGAUGUUCUUCUGAGAAAAGAAAAGGAAUUGCUGGAGCGCAUCGACAAACUAACAGAAAAACGUGUAGAAGAACUGAAAGCCUUCAGAAAGUCCCAGGAGAUCGACCUCCAGCUGCAUCAUCAGCGGCAUGAGUUCACAAACAAAGCCGUAAAGGGAAACUGUGUAGAAGACAUGUAUGGUAUGUAUGGGUCUGUGGAUGUAUCCAGAAUUGAAGACACAAGUGAGGACAAGACACCAAUAACUUCCAGUAUUAUCUUCACACAUGACACAGACAAGCUCUUGAGAUAUGUAGCUGAGGUGCAGCUGGGGGAGGUCAGGGUUGUUCAGGGCCUGAGUGACCGGACGUCUUCUCCUGUUCUCCUGCAAACACUAGACUGUAGCAGACAGGGAUACACGGACUGUGACUUGAGUGACGUUUCAGUAAUGACUGUUGAUGGUAUCAAGGUAACUGUGGUGUUAGAUUAUGAUAGACUUAGUGUAUUUUAUACUUCAAACAAACUAUCCUUUAAAAAAUGUCUCCAGCUACCUUCUGCUCUAAUUCAAAUAGCUAAGCUGGAUGGAGCUCAGGCAGCUGUUACUCUGCCAGACACACGACAAAUAGCUUUCAUCAAGUUUGACCCAGAACCUACAUUACUGUCAACUGUGAAAACAAAGACGGAAUAUUAUGGGUUAGCCUGCCUGAACUCUUCACAACUUCUGGCAGGUUGUAUUGAGAGUCGUGCCUCUGUUGACAUACUGGAUAGGAAAGGGAAUGUUCUGAAAUCCAUCAAAACAGGUGUUAUAAUGAACCCAUUAAAUAUUCAUGUCAUGAGGAAUAACAAUGUGGUAGUAAGUGAAGGAGAAGUAAAGUCAUUGGUAUCUGUGACAAGGGAUGGCAAAACUGUUUUCACAUACACUCCCACAGGAAUAAGAGCUCUGACAUGGCCUCGAGGUAUCACAACACCCAAGAAAGGAGACAUCCUGCUUGUAGACAAUGGCUCCAACAAGGUGAUUCAGCUGACAGAGUCGGGAAAGUUUGUCAGAGAUAUUCUCACAGCACGGGAUGAUCUAUUUUGUCCUGGUGGCAUCUGUCUGGAUGAUGACGGCUUGCUGUAUGUAAGCUGCUCUGAAUCCGUGAAAGUAUUUACCUUUGAAUAAAGUAUAAAUAUAUAUAGCCAGUCAGUGAGUAGGUAUAGCCGGUUAAUUGCCCAAUACAAUGGCUUUAUAUCGUUUAUAAAUUUGGCAAUAUAAUAUUAACAUCCACUCUAGAUCUUCCUCCACGAUGUUCGGGCAUGAAGUUGUAGUACCACUAACAGCAUAAAGUCUCUUUUAAUUACAGGAUCCAAAUUACAAUCACAAAUGGUGAAACUGUUAUUUAUGCUUGAAGCUAUGUUAAAUUAACUAUAAACAUUGGUCUGAAUACAAUCCUGGAAUCAGUAAAUCAUAUAUUGAACUUUAAGUACUGUUUAUCUCUAAUUGUGUUACAUUUUUAUAAUUAAACGUCGUGAUGAUGUAAAAGUAUUGUUGCGGGAAAUUGUUGUAACCUCAGUCUUUUAAAUAAAUAUU